This is a messenger RNA of Quercus robur (English oak), 1144 nucleotides long. RefSeq lists its product as uncharacterized. The transcript is spliced from 5 exons. Gene Ontology annotation, biological process: GPI anchor biosynthetic process. NCBI's taxonomy places the organism in Eukaryota, Viridiplantae, Streptophyta, Magnoliopsida, Fagales, Fagaceae. Gene Ontology annotation, cellular component: endoplasmic reticulum membrane. The record is from RefSeq and is a predicted model, not a curated record. The coding region runs from base 180 to 1124 and encodes 314 amino acids.
AAGCCCAACAAAUGUAUUGACUAAAUGGGCCUCUUCGCUUCUUCCAGGCCCAUAAUAGGCCUUCUCUUUCUCUCUCACACACUCUGUGCAGAAGAGAGAGAGAGUUCCAUCGUCCAUGGUUAGCUGAAGAAGAAGAAGAAGAAGAAGAAUUCAGAAUCAGAAGCUGAUUUAGUUACACCAUGGAAACUUGGCGGCAUGUUCAGUUAUGCAUUUAUCUGUUAGUUGGAAUUUCUUUGCUAUUCUUUUUUGGCACUGGCUCCUGCAUGCAUAGUUCUUCGAUCUCAAGUGAGGCACAAAGGGAUAAUCCAGAUUUUGAUUCCAACAACUCAAGUAUCAGCUCUUUUUGCAGUUUCAAGAACUUUAUAAUGGAAUCUUAUUAUGAAAAGUAUGGGAGCUUGCUUGAUUCAGAUUUCCAAGAUUUCAUAGCACAAGUACUUCCGUUGGGCAUGUGUGGGAAGCUGCUAGAUAAUUUGAACCUUGUGCCAAGAUUAUCAGUUCUACAGCACAAUCUGAUUGGUGAAGGUUCUCAUCGUCAUUUGUCCUCAUCCAUCAGAUUUAGCAUGGAUCCAAAAUCCAUAACUGAUCUAUCAACUCACUCAUGUGAGGUCAUAAUUAUUGAAAGACUGCCCUCAGGUGUUUUUGCUGACCCAUUUGAGCUACAACAUCUUCUGCAGCAUGGUGUGUUUAAUGACGUAUCUGUUUUUGGAGAUACAAAUUUGGAAUUUCCUUCAUUUCUUUCAAACCGAUCUGUUGUUGAGAUUCACAUGGAUGUUGGUCACAAGAAUGAACUUGACAUCAACAUAGAGCUUCCUCUACAUGCACGUUAUCCGCCUCUAGAUAAAAGUGGUUAUUCAAGAGUCAAAUUUGGUCCACCUGAUUUGUUUGUGUGCUGUAGCAUAGAGGGGACGUCGCAUAAUCAGAGCUGUUUAUUUACUUCAACCAGUAUUAGUUCUGAACUGGAAAGUGGUGAGAUUGUGUGGAGAAUACCUUCAGGGAUAAAGACUCAUGCUAGAAUUGUAUCCAUUGUUACUUUUAUUUCAGCCUUAUUGUCAACUCUGUUAAUUGUUUUGACAUGUAUAUUUUAUUCAGAUGCCAAACCUCGCAAAAAUCAGAAGCAAUCUUAGUGUAUUUUCUGGCUUGAUAA